AUGAUGUCGACGAGAAGGAUCCAGCUGUUGGUACUAGCAUAUUUGGCUUCUGUUUCUUACUCUUCAGGUAUGUCUGAAAGGCAUUUGAUGGUAACGCCGCAGUCUCCAUUUCUUCAGAUUGGGACGAACUUCACAGCUACAUGUGUGAUCAUUGACACAAAUGAAGCCACACCCGAAGACCUGUACUGGAGUUUUUCCCAAAACAUUAUCCCCCAAAAUCAGUACACAAAAAUCAACGAAUCAGCACUCAGUGUCACUAUCCCUAUAAACAAUGAAAAGUCAGAAUGGUUAUUCUGCCGACGAAAGAGAAAAGACUCUGAUAUUUCAUAUAGUGAAAACAAAUUCACUCAAGCGAUCCUCCUAACAAAACUCUAUCCUCCAGAAAAACCUAAAAAUCUGACCUGUAUAGCAAUUCAGGAGAAGAAUUAUCUAUCAAAAAACCUCAAGUGCUCGUGGGAAGCAGCAAAACAUAACCACAAGGAUAAGCCAACAACAUAUAAAAUACAUGUUAAUAUCAGCGUCAACAACCAUUUCUACACUAAAGAAACACUAAAGAAUAGUGCUAUAGUGGAAAUGGAAUUCUUCCCAUAUCAUAUGGAGAUGGAGAUCUGGGUCGUGGCUCACAAUGAACUGGGAUCUGUAGAGUCUGAACAUCUAAAACAAGAUGCUAUCAGUUUUGCUAAAACAGACCCUCCAUUAGAUGUCACAGCCAUUUCUGAAACUCCACUUCCCAGUUCCCUUCUCAUAAGAUGGACUCAUCCAAUUGCUGAAGAAUAUGUUAAAUUGAAAUACGAGAUCAGGUACUGCCAAAAUGGAUCUCACAUUUGGACUAUGGUGAGUAUGUCUUCCAUUACUGAAGACAUAACGUCCUUCAGACUCCAAAAACUACAACCUGACACAGUUUAUAUCACUCAAGUUCGUUGUAAACAUUUUAUGGAGGGCUCUGGCUACUGGAGCAACUGGAGUGCCAAUGUUACUCAGAAAACACCUGAAUACAGACCAACAAGUAAACCGCGUUUGUGGAAGAUCGUUACGGAAGGUGAACGCAUAAAUGAGCGACAGGUGACGUUUAUUUGUAAGAAUCCUGUGUCUUCAAAUGGAAAGAUAAAUAGCUUCAACAUAAAGAUCCGAACCCGAAACAGUGGAAAUACGCCAUGGGAAAGUAUACUCACCAACUGGUCAAGGGCAGACAGCUCCCCUAGCCAGAAUUUCAUUGCCUUAAAACAGAUAAUCCUCCCUGACACCUCACCUGCGGUAGUUAAUGUCACUGCCAUCAAUUCUAUGGGGGAGUCUCCAGUGGCGUCACUGCGCAUUCCAGAGAAAGGACGUGAGCUCGACCCUGUGAAGGCGCUCGAGGCGUACCCACAAGAAGGCCAACUUUUAGUAAGAUGGCGUCCUCCUAACAAUACACUUGUUUCAGUAUAUGUGGUGGAGUGGGUUAAUGCUAAUGGCAUAGACUGGCAGAGGGAAAACAAAAACACCCGACAAACUACAAUAAAAGGCCAUUUGGAGAAGUUUGUUGGCUACAACAUAUCUGUGUAUCCAUUAUACUCUGGGUGGACUGGAAAACCUACAAGAGUGCAAGCUUAUCUUGAGGAAGGGGCUCCUUUGGCCGGCCCUUCUGUCCGACUGAAUGGCAAACCAGGACGAAAUAAAGCAGAGCUCAUGUGGAAUGAAAUUCCCCCUGAAACACGGCGAGGCUUCAUUACAAACUACACAAUUUUCUAUUCAAGCGGGACUGAACAGGCCAUCACUGUACCAGCUUCAGUCAAUUCCUAUGUGCUCACUUCAUUGACAGCCAACACCAAGUAUGACACUUGGAUUAGAGUAUCCACAAGUAGAGGCUCAUAUAAUGGCACAAGCCACUCAUUUACCACCCUGAAAUAUGCAUCAGGGGAGAUUGAGAUGACUGUGGUUGGAGUUUGUGUCGGCUUUCUGUUUGUGUUUCUCAUAACCAUGAGUCUGUGCAUCUACAAAAGAGAUGUGAUCAAGAGAAACUUUUGGCCCCGAAUCCCAAACCCCAGAAAGAGCACCAUUGGAAACUGGUCACCUGAUUAUCAUAUAAAGCCAGAGACUCCAAAGGAGAACUGUUUGUCUGGCAUCAGUGUACUUGAUAUGGAGGUAAGUGAUGGGAAAUCAGUGUCUGAGGAAGACAAAGCUAGCCUAGCCCUCAAGAAGGACAAGUAUCUGUCUGAAGAGCACAGCAGUGGCAUCGGAGGCUCCUCUUGCAUGUCUUCACCCCGUCAGAGUGUAUCUGACAGCGACGAGGGGGCUGACACUGCUGACACUACAGCCAGCACUGUUCAGUACUCCUCAGUGGUGGCCUCUAACGGCUACAAAGGGCAGACCCCGUGCGUUCAACCUCAGCAGCUAAUUUUUUCGCGAUCUGAGUCGACACAACCUCUUCUGGACUCUGAGGAGAACCCAGACCUUUUAGUGCAAGAGGGCAGCAGAGCUUCCCAACCGUUCUCACAGCUUCCUUGCUUCACACACACUGCAUGGGACCACGGCAGUGGCAGCUUCACUGAGUCGAAUGAGCCAGAGGUGGAGCCUCAGGAGGUGCUGUCGUCACUUGACAUGUGUCUUUCGGGAGAAACAACCACAGACAGACAGCUUUUCUCCAGCUACAUGCCACAGCUUGGUGGCUAUAGGCCACAGUAG
This is a messenger RNA of Nerophis lumbriciformis (worm pipefish), 2661 nucleotides long. The record is from RefSeq and is a predicted model, not a curated record. Lineage: Eukaryota; Metazoa; Chordata; Actinopteri; Syngnathiformes; Syngnathidae.